Molecule: messenger RNA, 1240 nt
Organism: Linum tenue
Lineage: Eukaryota; Viridiplantae; Streptophyta; Magnoliopsida; Malpighiales; Linaceae
Source: the annotation of a GenBank genome assembly
GAUGGGAAAUUCUGCGUUUAAUCAAGAUUGGAGCUAAAAAAAAAUUCCCAAUAAACCCCACCUCGUAACUUCUGCACUAGACGUCUCUCUAUAAAUUGUUCCAACUUCUCUUUUCUCCUUUCCCCUGCAACAUCUCCAACUUGAACUCCGAUAGCCAAAUCAGCUCCUCAGAAAGCAAAAUGAGUAACGGAAUUCUCUCACCCGUAACCCAACUAACCGCCGGCGGCUAUUCUGCCACGGCAGCAAGAGCCUCCCACUUCCACCCUGCUUCCGAUCCACAUUCAAUCGGCUUCGCUUCCAGCAUAGCCCGUUUCGUCGACCUCCGAGCUCGCCGUCCCAGCAGAAGCUUCAGACCCAGUAACAUCCCCAUCAAAGCCGCAGCUUCCACCGCCACCGCCGGGAGUAGCCUGUACGUCAGCACGGAGAGCUUCUACGAUUUGUUGGGGAUCCCGGCGAGCGGAACGCUGCCGGAGAUCAAGCACGCGUACAGGCAACUUGCUCGGAAAUACCACCCGGACGUUUCCCCGCAGGAGAGAGCCGAGGAGUACACGAACCGAUUUCUUGAGGUGCAGGAGGCUUACGAGACGUUGUCGGAUCCCGACAGCCGAGCUCAAUAUGACAGAGCGCUGGCCUCUGGCUUCCAUACGGCUUUCUCUGCUACAAAGCAAUUCCACAAGGGAGCGGAUCCAAAAGGGGAGUGGAAACAAAGGUGGGAAACGCAGAUGGAGGAAUUGCAGAGCAUUCGCCAGGGGAAACAGAGCAAGGCCUCUUGGGGACAGAGGAUGAGGAGGCAGAGAUCAUGCGAAGUCAGCUUCAGUUAGUGACUGGAGAAACGAAUUCGGAAAUGAACGAUUUAUAGAUUAGUGUUUUUCCUGGAUUCUAGAAUAGUUCGAGUGUCUGUUUCUCGCUUUUGGUGACUUCACUGUGUAAAAAUAUGUGGUGUUCUUCCAUGGAUGAUACUCGAUCAGAGAGCAGGGGACCGUUGGGGUUUUAAGCUUUUUUUUUUGCUUUUUGUACAUAUAGAAUACUAGAAAAGACCCGCUCGCUACGCUUCGCGAGAAAAUAAACGUAGCAAGCUCUCUAAACAACUACCACCAGCAUAGUCUGCAAGAAGCAAGGUGGAAGAGGCACCCAAAGUUUGGUCAGAAAGGAUGAUAUUUACCUGGAUGCACCAUAACAAAAUGAUUAUGAGUUGGGAAAUGAACUUGUCAAGAACAUAAAUUGAAAAAAAUGAAAUGAG